UCUCUUGAUACCAAAUUUUCUUCUUCUUUUACACAGUCCCCUCUGAUACUGUGAAGAUGAAAAUUGACAUCCAUAGUCAUAUUCUACCAAAAGAAUGGCCAGAUCUAGAAAAGAGAUUCGGCUAUGGAGGCUGGGUGCAGCUCCAACACCAUGGCAAGGGAGAAGCAAAGAUGAUGAAAGAUGGGAAGGUCUUCAGAGUGGUCCAAGAGAACUGUUGGGAUCCAGAAGUUCGUAUUAGAGAAAUGGAUCAAAAAGGAGUAUCAGUGCAAGCUCUUUCCACCGUUCCUGUCAUGUUUAGCUACUGGGCCAAACCUCAAGACACUUUGGAUCUAUGCCAACUUUUAAACAACAACAUAGCUGCCACUGUUGCCAGCCACCCCAGGAGGUUCGUGGGUCUGGGGACAUUACCCAUGCAGGCUCCAGAGCUGGCCAUCAAGGAGAUGGAGCGCUGUGUGCAGGAGCUGGGGUUUCCAGGGGUCCAAAUUGGCUCCCACAUCAAUAAGUGGAACCUGAAUGAGCAGGAACUCUUCCCGGUCUAUGCAGCAGCUGAACGGCUGAACUGCUCCCUGUUUGUGCACCCUUGGGACAUGCAGAUGGAUGGGCGGAUGGCUAAAUAUUGGCUUCCUUGGCUUGUAGGAAUGCCAGCAGAGACCACCAUGGCUGUUUGCUCCAUGAUCAUGGGUGGGGUGUUUGAGAAGUUUCCCAAACUGAAAGUGUGCUUUGCACAUGGAGGUGGUGCUUUCCCUUUCACAGUGGGAAGAAUUUCCCACGGAUUCAACAUGCGUCCAGAUCUGUGUGCCCUGGACAAUCCAACUGACCCGAAGAAAUACCUAGGCUCCUUUUACACAGAUUCCUUGGUUCAUGAUCCUCGAUCCCUCAAGCUGUUAGUAGAUGUCAUGGGAAAGGAUAAAGUUAUUUUGGGAACUGACUACCCCUUUCCACUAGGUGAACUAGAACCUGGGAAAUUAAUAGAGUCCAUUGAAGAAUUUGAUGAAGAAACAAAGGAUAAACUCAAAGCUGGUAAUGCCCUGGCAUUUUUGGAUCUUGAGAGAAAACAAUUUGAAUGACUGAAUUCACUACAAAAACAAACUUUCAAGAAGAUAUUUCACAUUUGUUUUUUAAAUAUGUAUCACAUAUGCAUUACUAAAAUCCUAUUUUGAAUUAUUUAACCUAGAAAUAGAAUAUCCCAAAUACUCUAAAUUAUUCAUAACAAAAAUGAUUCACAAAUGCUUUCAUUCUG
Molecule: messenger RNA, 1240 nt
Organism: Marmota flaviventris (yellow-bellied marmot)
Lineage: Eukaryota; Metazoa; Chordata; Mammalia; Rodentia; Sciuridae
Gene: Acmsd
Product: aminocarboxymuconate semialdehyde decarboxylase
Biological process (GO): secondary metabolic process
Cellular component (GO): cytoplasm; cytosol
Molecular function (GO): hydrolase activity; carboxy-lyase activity
Source: RefSeq, a predicted model, not a curated record